Loa loa (African eye worm) is the source of this 325-nucleotide messenger RNA. RefSeq lists its product as hypothetical. The transcript has 2 exons. NCBI's taxonomy places the organism in Eukaryota, Metazoa, Nematoda, Chromadorea, Rhabditida, Onchocercidae. The record is from RefSeq and is a predicted model, not a curated record. The annotation marks the transcript as partial.
GUUCCUUCUUCGUGCAAUAAUUUUUAUCAGAUUUGUCGUGGCAUUAAUUUCAGCUGCGGAAAUUAUCACAGAUUAUAAAGCUGAUGAGUUAUGGGAAGAUGGUCGAUUAAUAGCCACAACAAAAGUAAACAAAUCAAUAUUGAUGAAUUGUGGCACAGUGGAGGAUGGACGAUUGUUUAUUUUGGAGGAGAAACCGUUUCUAUUUGUGGAACACUCUCUGGACUUGAUAAAGUGAAAUCAGGAAAACUGUAAAUGUGCUAGUGAUAAAGACCGAUGGUCACAGUUCAUUUAUUUAAACAACCAAAGGCGUAACUGCUGAGAAUGC